Messenger RNA from Vigna angularis (adzuki bean), 1049 nucleotides. RefSeq lists its product as uncharacterized. The coding region runs from base 117 to 803 and encodes 228 amino acids. The record is from RefSeq and is a predicted model, not a curated record. The transcript is spliced from 2 exons. NCBI's taxonomy places the organism in Eukaryota, Viridiplantae, Streptophyta, Magnoliopsida, Fabales, Fabaceae.
AAAGUGUUAGCAGAAAAGAAAUUGACCAAGCUCAUUUGUACGUCUUAAACAACACUGUUGAUGUGAUUCCUUACAUUUCUGACCACGUUAAUGAAGUAAAGGCAGCAAACCCAAAAAUGAGUGAAAAAUGGCAUCUUAAUGAACAUGUGAAAACCUUCUUGGGAUGGUUUAAGAAAAAGGUGUAUGGGACUCCACAUGUUUCUGAAACUUUAUUGAGGUUAUCUCGUGGACCGAACACAGAGGUCAUUACAUAUGGUGGGUACUAUAUAAACAAUAUUUCUUUUCAGACAAAGGUAGAAGAUGACAAAAGCAGAGUUCAAAAUAGUGGCGUCACACUACAAGCUGAGUCUGUGCACUUUGCUAGUUCUAAAGACAAAAAUCCAAUCACAGCAUCCAUCAGUUAUUUUGGAAUAAUACAAGAAAUAUGGGAAGUUGAUUACGUUACUUUUAGAGUACCAGUUUUCAAGUGUAAAUGGGUUGAUAUAAAUUCUGGUGUCAUGAUGGAUGACCUUGGUUUCACAUUGGUAGACUUGAACAAGAUGAAUUACACUGAUGAACCAUUUAUCAUGGCUAGUCAAGCAAGACAAAUAUUCUACAUAAGUGAUCCAUCGAAUAACAAAUGGUCAGUGGUUUUAGAAGGUAGAAACAUGCAUGGACAUGAUGAUGACGAUUCUCUUGAUAUACUUGAGACAACAUCUGUUGCAUGUAGACCCACUGAAGACCCAGUUGAUGACGUUGCCGAUGUAAUGCAAGCAAUUCGUAGUGAUCACAACGAAGGCAUUUGGGAAAAAACAAUUAAUUAAUAGGUAUGUCGGCCUCAGACUCAGGAUCGGGAAAGAGCAGACGUGGACGAGGCGUCACCCGAGUGGCAGAUGUGACAUCCGGACGCGUGGAUGGUCAGAGGAGGCAUGUUGACAUUGACCCCAGAUCAGGUCAUCCAUCAGGGCCAAAUGCUGAUAGGUUUAGGAGUUAUCUGGGCAAGUUAGCAAAAAGUCAUGUCUCUAUCCUUCAUGCAUGUUGGGAUGACGUCCCAGAGGUCGACAAGAACC